GAAUAUCAUAAACUUAGAAAGGAUGUAGAACCUUCCAUAACAUUCUGGACUCGUAUAAAAACUAUGUUGUCGAACCUCCUGGAACCUUCCUUUCUCUCCAACGGUCCCUCUAGAACAUUCAUUUUCUGUCCACUAUCCCCCUUCCCUCCCACACAACUAUAAAUCUCGACAACCGCCCCCCUUGUCUUGCAGAGCAACACAAUCAACUAGCUGUCUGAAGUUCAUCUCUUCGUGAACAAUCCAACAUCCCUUAAUUAACAAAGAUUCGUCCGAGCAAGAAGAAGAGGAAAAUGGAUUUCAGAGUCAUGGGCCUUGAUUCCCCACUCUUCUCGACCUUGCAGCAUAUGAUGGACCUGACCGACGAAACCGAUAAGUCCUUCAACGCCCCGACCCACUCAUACGUGCGCGACGUCAAGGCCAUGGCGGCCACUCCGGCCGACGUGAAGGAGUACCCCAACUCCUACGUCUUCAUCAUCGACAUGCCGGGGCUCAAGUCCGGGGAUAUCAAGGUCCAGGUGGAGGCCGACAAUGUGCUCGUGAUAAGCGGCGAGAGGAAGAGGGAGGAGGAGAAAGAGGGGCCCAAGUACGUGAGGAUGGAGAGGAGGGUCGGGAAGUUGAUGAGGAAAUUUGGGCUGCCUGAGAAUGCCAACACCGAUGCCAUCUCUGCGGUGUGCCAGGACGGCGUGCUCACUGUGACUGUGCAGAAGUUGCCUCCUCCGGAGCCCAAGAAGCCAAAGACAAUCGAGGUCAAGAUUGCUUGAAGAAUGGAUCGGAUCAAUUAAUUAACAUUUUCAUUGUUGCUUGUGUGUUCUGUUUUUUGUUAUCUGCAUAUGUUGUGCGUAUCAGCUCAUAAUAUCAGAGUUUUCAUUGUU
Molecule: messenger RNA, 872 nt
Organism: Corylus avellana
Lineage: Eukaryota; Viridiplantae; Streptophyta; Magnoliopsida; Fagales; Betulaceae
Product: 17.9 kDa class II heat shock protein
Source: RefSeq, a predicted model, not a curated record